Messenger RNA from Malus domestica (apple), 1268 nucleotides. RefSeq names its product inositol monophosphatase 1. Gene Ontology annotation, molecular function: inositol monophosphate 1-phosphatase activity. Gene Ontology annotation, biological process: inositol metabolic process; phosphatidylinositol phosphate biosynthetic process; signal transduction. Lineage: Eukaryota; Viridiplantae; Streptophyta; Magnoliopsida; Rosales; Rosaceae. The record is from RefSeq and is a predicted model, not a curated record.
CAUAUUUUAUGCGAUAAACGAAUAGCAUUGGCAUUAUACUUUAUGCGAUGAACGAAUCGCCUAUAUAUUUAGUUUAAUUAUUUAAUCAGUCUGAGUCACCUGUUAGCUCCAUCGUCGACAAUACUCGUUAGCAUCUCCAACUAUUACUCAAUCUGCAUUUCCUUCUCUCAUCAGACCGUUAAUAAUGGCGGCAAAUGAUUCGCUUGCUCAGUUCCUCUCCUCCGCCGUUGAUGCAGCCAAGAAAGCCGGCGAGAUAAUUCGAAAAGGGUUCUACGAGACCAAGCAUGUGGAGUACAAAGGCCAGGUGGAUUUGGUCACGGAAACUGAUAAGGCAUGCGAAGAUCUCAUAUUUAAUCAUCUCAAGCAACUUUACCCCACACAUAAGUUCAUUGGGGAAGAGACUACUGCUGCUAAUGGUGUAACGGAGCUGACUGAUGACCCCACAUGGCUAGUUGAUCCCGUAGAUGGAACCAUUAACUUUGUACAUGGGUUCCCCUUUGUCUGUGUCUCAAUCGGCCUUACAAUUGGAAAGAUUCCUACAAUUGGUGUUGUUUACAACCCAAUAAUUGAUGAGCUCUUUACUGGCAUACGCGGAGGAGGUGCAUUUCUCAAUGGAAAUCCUAUAAAAGUAUCAUCUCAGACUGAACUUGUGAAGUCUCUCCUUGUAACUGAGGUUGGAGUAGAACGUGAUAACGUAACAGUGGAUGCAACCACAGGGACAAUUAAUCGCCUACUUUUUGAGGUGAGAUCUAUUCGCAUGGGCGGCUCCUGUGCACUGGCCCUCUGUGGAAUAGCAUGUGGGAGGCUUGAUCUAUUUUACAUGGACGGCUAUGGGGGUCCUUGGGAUGUUGCAGGUGGUGCUGUAAUUGUUACAGAAGCUGGAGGGUGUGUUUAUGAUCCAUCUGGUGAGGAGCUUGACAUCACAUCUCGAAGAGUAGCAGCAUCAAACCCUCUGCUUAAGGCAGCAUUUGUUGAUGUUUUGCGAGAAUCGGAAUGAGUCAGCUUCUUCACUCUAUGAAAUAUUUCAAGUUAAACAUCCUCUCAAUGAAGCAUAAAAUUGGAUUACUGAUUUGAUUACAUGGGUGUAAGUUAGUAUAUCCUUUACACCAUUGAAAUCGUCUUUAGGGCAUGUGAAAUGCCAAAUUAAUUGUCGAACCUAUUUUGAUGAUGAUAUAUCGUUGGCAAUGUUUGUAUUUGCUGUAUGUUCUUUAGCUUCAGAAAUAGAUUUGAUGUUUCGAGUAAAUGAAAGUGAAGUCAUGAUUGAGAAU